AUCAACUGAUAAGAGGUUGUUAUAAAAUUUGGCCCAGAUGGACAUCAGCUCACUCUCAACAAAAACACUCGAGGCAAGGCACCAAAAUGCUGCGCACCACCCUUCUUGUUGCCCUUUGCGUCGCAUCUGCUUUCGCGACAGAUUUCCGAGCUUGCAGCGAUGGAUCACCAAGCCCUGAUUUUCUGGAGGUUUCUGGUUGCGAAACACUUCCCUGCGACUUUGUUCAUGGCACGGACCUCGACUCUAAAGUAACCUUCACUGCAAGCGCUGAUGCCAGCACUCUGAGGCCUUUGGUGAUGGUGACCACCCUCGGCCUGACCAUCGACUACCCGUUGCCCGACCAAGACGUCUGCGCCAACCUCAUCUCCGGGGGCUGCCCCUUGGCCGCCGGCGACCAAGUCAUUUACAACCUGAUCAUGCCCAUUCUGCAGGAGUACCCGCUCGUGUCCAUGAGCAUCGAAUUUUCCGUCCUGGACGAAGCCGACAAUACCCUCACCUGCUUUGAAGUUGAUGGAAAGGUCGUUAACCCUUAAACAAAGGGAGAGAAUUUCUGUUGACAUCCGAAUACUCAAAAAUAUGGCACGAACAUGAAUAAUGUGUUGCUCUCCAAAUUAAACAUGAAGUAAAUAGUUUCUGAA
Messenger RNA from Neocloeon triangulifer, 638 nucleotides. It is a transcript of the gene Npc2c, whose product is annotated as ecdysteroid-regulated 16 kDa protein. The coding region runs from base 87 to 533 and encodes 148 amino acids. NCBI's taxonomy places the organism in Eukaryota, Metazoa, Arthropoda, Insecta, Ephemeroptera, Baetidae. The record is from RefSeq and is a predicted model, not a curated record. Gene Ontology annotation, molecular function: sterol binding. Gene Ontology annotation, biological process: intracellular cholesterol transport. The transcript is spliced from 3 exons.